AUGGCAGCGAAAAAAGAAAAAUCUGCAGCGGAAACAUUUUUCAUCAACUUGAUGCUUGGUGGAACCGCUGGAGGUAUUUCAAAGACUGUCGUUGCUCCGAUUGAGCGAGUCAAGCUCCUCCUCCAGGUCCAGGAUGCCUCGCAUCAGAUGAAGGGCGCUGGUGUCAAGCCCUACACUGGAAUGAUGAACUGUUUCUCCCGAGUUUACGCCGAACAAGGAUUGGCCUCUUUCUGGCGAGGAAACAUGGCAAAUGUUAUCCGAUACUUUCCUACACAGGCCCUCAACUUCGCCUUCAAAGAGCGAUACCAGAAGUUCUUCAUCCGACACGACAAGAAAACCGACUUCUGGAAGUUUUUCGCCGGUAUGUUGGCCGCUGGUGGUGCCGCCGGUGCUACAUCCAUGGCUUUCGUUUAUCCCCUCGACUUUGCCAGAACUCGAUUGGGCGCUGAUGUCGGAAAGAGCGCUUCUGAGCGACAAUUCAACGGAAUCGGCGACUGUAUGAGAAAGAUCUACAAGGCGGACGGUAUCACCGGUCUCUACCAGGGCUUCACCAUCUCCGUUGUCGGAAUCAUCAUCUACAGAGCUUGCUUCUUCGGUCUCUACGACACCAUCAAGGCGAUGGCCUUCGAUGAUCCCAAGAAAUCAAACUUCAUCUUCUCUUUCUGCGUUGGUUUCGCUGUCGAAACUCUGGCUGGAAUUAUUGCUUACCCAAUCGAUACUGUCAGACGUCGAAUGAUGAUGCAGUCUGGAGAGGGCUCUCAACGAAUGUACAGCGGUUCUAUCGACUGCGCUAGAAAGAUCCUCGCCAACGAAGGAGGUGUCCCUGCUUUCUUCAAGGGCUGCUUCUCGAAUAUCCUCCGUGGUCUUGGAGGAGCCAUCGUUUUGGUCAUGUACGACGAGAUGAAAAAAUACGUCUAA
Molecule: messenger RNA, 918 nt
Organism: Oikopleura dioica
Lineage: Eukaryota; Metazoa; Chordata; Appendicularia; Copelata; Oikopleuridae
Source: the annotation of a GenBank genome assembly